Puccinia triticina is the source of this 1143-nucleotide messenger RNA. RefSeq lists its product as uncharacterized. The record is from RefSeq and is a predicted model, not a curated record. Bases 1 to 1143 code for a protein of 380 amino acids. Gene Ontology annotation, biological process: protein import into mitochondrial matrix. The transcript has 4 exons. Gene Ontology annotation, molecular function: transmembrane protein transporter activity. NCBI's taxonomy places the organism in Eukaryota, Fungi, Basidiomycota, Pucciniomycetes, Pucciniales, Pucciniaceae. Gene Ontology annotation, cellular component: mitochondrial outer membrane translocase complex; mitochondrial outer membrane.
AUGAGUGCCGAACCGACAGCCUCGAGCUCUCACCUCGAUCUUUCGACGGCCCAGAUCAUCAAAACCCCCAUCCCGACGGCCACCGGAAGCCUUCUGAGCUCGAACGCUUACGAAAAAACUGCAAGCAUCGGGUGCAGCUCGUUCUUCGGACCGGUACAUGAUUUCACUGCUCGGAUCUCCAAGUGGAGAGACGCCUUGAAUCUCCCCGACCCCGGCACUUACGAACAAGUCGGAAGGGAAGCCAAAGCCGUGCAUUUGACCAACUAUAUCUUCGAUGGAGCUCGUGCCGAGUUGGCUAAAGCGCUCUCAUUGAGUCCGGCAUUCAAUGUCACUCAUUCCUUCAACAUGGGUGCUCAAGGUGGAGCGAUGGGUGGAAUCAACCCGGGUACUUAUAGCUUUGGUGGAAUGUAUGCGACCAACAAUAUUUUCGCUCAAGGCACGAUCGAUAACGAUGCGACUUUGAUGGGUCGAUUCAAUUAUCGAUGGGGUCCAAAAGACAUUUCGAAAUUACAAAUCCAAUGGCCCUCGAAUCCCACGAACCCAUCGGUAACCCAAGUGGAACACGAGCGACACGGGAAGGACUAUGCACUCUCGAUGAAGGCAUACAACCCAAACAUCAGUAACCAAUCCGGUAUCUUCAUUACCCAAUACCUGCAGUCCUUGCAUCCCCGCUUCAGCCUAGGAAUCGAGUCUGUGUGGCAAGUGAUGCCGCCGAUGGAGGAUGCCAGCAUGUCCUACCUCAUGAAGUGGCAAUCCGCCAAGCGAGAGUGGAUCUCCACACUCACCCUUCAAGCCACCGGCCCCCUGCAGGCCUCUUAUUGGCAGAAACUCUCCGACCAAGUCGAAGCCGCUGUCGACCUCAGCUUCCUUCCUCACCCGUCCCCCCGCGAACGCAAGGCCAUCAGCACCGUCGGGUUGAAGUAUGACUUCAGACAAGCUACCGUUAGAGCCCAAGCCGAUAGUACUGGAAAGGUAUCCAUGCUUUUAGAGCAGCGCAUCGCCCCAAUGUUCACCUUCUCUGUUGCUGGCGAACUCGACCAUGCUAAGUCUCAAUCUAAAUUUGGGAUCGGAAUCCAAUUAGAAUCGUCUCCGUUAGAUGAAAAUUCUUUGAAAGGACUUACCCCGCCUUCUCCACCCAUGUAA